AUGGCUCCUACCAAGAAGCAGGAGACUGAGAAGACGGGGUUGGCAAAGGGUGUUAACAAGGGCACUAAAACAAUCCCCAUCAUCUCCAAACCCCGCCCCUCCCGCCGCAAGGGUGCCCAGAGCAAGCGCACCAACUUUGUCCGCAGCAUCGUCAAGGAAGUCGCCGGCCUCGCCCCUUACGAGCGUCGUGUCAUUGAACUACUCCGCAACGGCAAGGACAAGCGCGCAAGGAAGUACUCCAAGCGCAAGCUGGGCACUUACGGCAGGGCCAAGGCAAAGGUUGAUGAGUUGCAGAGGGUUAUUGCUGAGUCGAGGAGGGCUGGUCAUUAA
Molecule: messenger RNA, 330 nt
Organism: Podospora anserina S mat+
Lineage: Eukaryota; Fungi; Ascomycota; Sordariomycetes; Sordariales; Podosporaceae
Exons: 3
Coding region: 1-330 (109 amino acids)
Biological process (GO): cytoplasmic translation
Cellular component (GO): ribosome; cytosolic large ribosomal subunit
Molecular function (GO): structural constituent of ribosome
Source: RefSeq, a predicted model, not a curated record